AUGGACCCCGAUGGCGCGGAAGACGGAUCCCAGUCUCGGCAAGGUGGUCCCAAUGACCCGGAGCAAGCACCACCCGACCACGACUCGCCGCCCACCGACGCGUCUUCCAAGGCCAGAUUGUCGCGCAAGCGCACCAAGACGGGUUGCUUGACUUGUCGAAAACGCCGCAUCAAAUGCGGUGAAGAGCAGCCGGUGUGCAAAAAUUGCAUCAAGAGCAAACGAUCGUGCGAAGGCUAUAAUAGCCAGCGCGUCCUCCUCCACCAGCCCACUUACGACUACUCCGCCUUUCCCAACGGCGGAGCGCAAAUUGCUUUCCAAUCGCUGCCCUACCCUGGCCAAUUCGUGCCGCACGAUGCUGGCUAUGGGGGAGCUUUUGCUGCCGCUCCUGGGCAACACCCUUAUCCUGUAGGCGAGCACGGACAGCCCAUCCUGCACUACGCCGCGCCAAAUGCAUUUCCACCUCAUCCACCUCCUGCGUUACAGCCGCAUUCAACUGGCGAACCUGUCCAUGGCGUUCCGAUCAUUCACCUCGGCGAAGGGCGGGACGUAAACGCCAUGUUGCUCACGUCUGCUCCACCACUCGUCCCGUACAUUGGCUAUCCGAUCCCGUCGUCUUCUGCGCCUACGCUUGAGCAUGCAUCGACUCUCCAUCAUCCCAUGUAUCUCCCUCGAUCUGCCGCGCAUCCUCCCUCUCUGCCGCCAUACAUGAUACCACCCAGGCCCGUCAACACUGACCUACACUCUCCUGCUGCGACGGCGCCGUUCCACUCAUCCCCCUAUGGACCAUCUCCCACCUUCGAUCCGCAGAAUCGCGCAUGGCCAUCUCAGUAUCCGCCGCGAUCCGAUUCCAUCCAUCCGGAUGAGCCACUUCCGCUACCCGCGUCUGCCUUUCACGCGGGACCUGCGACAGCGCCACGCACUCUUCCCUCUCAAAACGUCCCCUCCCCUGAGCUUUACCAAGAGACGCGAGAGCCAUUCUCGGCAGAUACUACAAACACCCUCCUCGGCCAGGCAGCCGUGGAGACUCAAGACGACAACUAUUACGAUAUCGCAUCAGACGAAGAGAUGGACAUUGACUCCUCGGCCGUCACAGGCCUUGCGCACGAGCAACUACAAAAGCUACACCGGAUCCUCCAAGUCAACAAUAUCCGCGUUCAUGAUUUAGAGACGCGACAACAUGAUGGAUUUCUUUACGAAGGCAUUCUCGAUCACUAUCGAGUGGAGGACGCGGCGAAUCCGCUACGGAAUCCGGCCACAGCACGCGUUUUCGCCCAUUUCAUUGCCGUCACGGGACCGUGUCUAUCGGUGUUCGAAAGGCGGCCGCGCAAUACGUCGGUGCUUUUCGCCGAUGGGAAAGUCCCCUUUGCUCAACAAGGGCUGUGGACGUACACCAUGCCGGUGGCGGCAUUACACCACCAAGGCCUGCUGCACUCCAUGCUCGCGCUGGCGAGUCUUCACAUUGCGCGCCUGCAGAACGCGUCCGACACGCCUUCGCGACAACACUAUGCAUGGGCAUGCAAGCGCAUCAACCACCUGCUCGGGCGAAAUUCCAAGAAACGUCACCAGACCACGACCAUCGCCGCAUCAAUGCUGCUCGGCUUCUACGAAAUCCUCACGGCCGAUCAUCGAGCGUGGAAUAUGCAUCUAAAGGGCUCGAAGCAGCUCUUCCUCGAGACAGACUUCGUAUCGCUUGCGCGCAAGUUCCGCCGCAUGAAGCGGGAAAAGGAGGGCCAUCGGGUACAGGCUGAGGGACAACAUGAUACAAUGUCUUCACCAACAGGUUCGACUCAGGACGAGAUCCUGUCUCAGAUCACAGAUGUCGACGAUGCUAUGGUUAGCAGCCUGUUCGGGAGCGAGGUUAGCUAUGAUGGACCGGUGCCGAAGGAGGAGGGCGUGCCGCAGCCCCUGGAUCUGAGCAAUUUCGAGAUUUUGAAGGAUCUGUAUUGGUGGUAUUUGAAGCAGGAUGCUUAUCAGAGUAUCAUCAGCGGCAAUCCUCUUCUACUCGAUUACAGCCAAUGGGCCGAUUGUCCGCCACGCGCGCCUCUCGGCCGGUUUGACGCUGUAUAUGGAUCCUUUGACCAUCUCAUCCUCUUGCUUGGGAGGAUUGCAGACUUUUCCGCACGCGAUCGGAAACGCAAACUGCGGCAAAUGGAGGCGAAUGGAGGGCAGUGGAGGCCUGCGCCUGGCAUGUCUCUGCCCGGCACUCCGCGCCACUCGAAUCCGAAUACUCCUACAUGGGUAACGCCAAACGGACAACCGGCGCCGGCGAGCUCCUAUUUCCCUCCUCCACAACCAUCUGCAACAAUAGCUCAAGAGACUCCCCAGUUCUUCGGCAUGGCGCCCCCACCGCGUCAAGGCGUGCAAAUGCCAGCAGCGUACAACGCGCCACCAGCCUACCCCCAACAACCACCCGCCACCUCCUCCCCAUCCUUCGACGAGCCCGACCUCAAAACAGCAACAGAGCAAGCAAUGGAAGAAUACGGCCGCCUGCGCGCCGCCCUCCUCCAAUUCUCCCGCAGCCUAGGCCCGGCCUUCGACCCCCUGACCUCCGAAUUCCAACCCCCGCUCGACACCCCCUUCGGCACCGCCCUCUUCUACCGCUCCUACGACAUCUCCUGCCUCUGGGCCAUCUUCCACAUGGCCGAGAUCAUCGCCAUCCGCUCCCACCCGCACAUGCACCCCGCCGCGCACGCAGCCGCCGCCAUCGCCUCGCACCAAACCGCUUACCAAGCGACGGAGAUAGGCCGCAUCACUGCUGCGCUCGUCCCCGGGCCGCCGGACACGGCGCUGAAUCCCAUGCUCGCCGCCGCGCUGUGCGAGACGUGUGUCCCCUCGUUCUUUGCGGCCGUGCAGUACAAGAAUGCGCAGCAGCGGCACGCCACGGUGUCGCGGAUCAAGUACAUUGCGCAGCGGACGGGCUGGGGUAGUGCGGAGGUGAUUGCGAACGGGUGCGAGACGGCGUGGGUCAAGGCGUACGAGGCCGGGCGCGGCCCGCCGUAUACCCGGAUUGCGAGGUCGGAUGUCAGCGAGGAUCCGCGGUUGAAUGGGGCGUGGGAGAAGGCGAGGCCGGUGAAGGCGGAGGAUGAUCGGGGGCUUGUGAGGACGCAGGCGGAGGCGAGGUUGCAGUGGGCUAUUGGGGUUCUGGGAAUGGAGGAGGAUGUCUCUUCGGCGUUCUGA
Messenger RNA from Neohortaea acidophila, 3177 nucleotides. RefSeq lists its product as uncharacterized. NCBI's taxonomy places the organism in Eukaryota, Fungi, Ascomycota, Dothideomycetes, Mycosphaerellales, Teratosphaeriaceae. Gene Ontology annotation, cellular component: nucleus. The coding region runs from base 1 to 3177 and encodes 1058 amino acids. The record is from RefSeq and is a predicted model, not a curated record. Gene Ontology annotation, biological process: positive regulation of transcription by RNA polymerase II. Gene Ontology annotation, molecular function: DNA-binding transcription factor activity, RNA polymerase II-specific; transcription cis-regulatory region binding; zinc ion binding. The transcript is spliced from 2 exons.